AACAAAGCCAUCUAAUCUAUAUAAAUACUAUUCUAAAAAUUAAUGUGAUGGUGUAGUGGAAUGUCAAUAAAUUCAUUCGUGUUGUUACCUGUUAUCAUUAUAAUGGACUGGUCGUGAAAUCAAGUCUGAACAGUAAAUUAAAGCAUUAGUUAUGGCAGCAGCUUUGACCGCAAGAUCUCGAUGUGCAUUUUGGGAUAAGUGCUAUCGUAAAAAUAAAGCUCAUUUAAAAGAAUAUAUUCACCCUGGAGAUAGUGAUGAAGAGGAAAUGGACACGACAACCAGUAAAACUAAAACAGAUGUUAAAGAUGAUGACACUGAAAUGAAAGAUGUAUCUAAACCUAGUACUAGUGAUAAUUCUACCAAAAGAAAAGCUCAUGACAUCAGUGAUGAUGAGGAUGAUGAAGUGAUGGGAAGUUCAAAGACAAAGAAAGUAAAAACGACAAAUGAAAAACCAACAGUUUCGACAUCUUCUGCAGCUGAGACACCCCCAGUGUUGAAAUUUGUCAGUCAAAAAGGGAAAUGUAAAUAUUGGAAUAAAUGUUAUAGAAAAGAAAAACAACAUAGAUUAGAAUUUUUACAUCCAGGUGAUGAUAUACCUGACGAAAAAAUGGAUAAAGAUGAAGCAGAGCACAAGACUCGUGGUAAAAGUAAAGAACUAAUCAAUGCUUUAAUGGAUGAUCAAACAGUUGAAUUUGAUUCUGGAUAUAAAUUAACCAGAAAGGGAGAUAACUACACUUGCACAUGUAACACAUGGAAGGGUUUAUCUGAACCAAUUGCUGAAAGGACAUGUAAACAUCUUAAAGAAUAUCUUGGUGAAGAAUUUGAAAAUAACCGAGUAGCCGAUGCUAAGCCAAAGAAAAAAAUCAUAAAACAACAUAUUAAUGUCAGCUUACUAUUAGCACAUAAAUAUGAUGAAAAAGUUAAUGAUCCAAUUGGUUGGUGGAUGAGUGAGAAAUUAGAUGGUGUCCGAGCUUUCUGGAAUGGAAGGUGUUUUUAUUCUCGAUUAGGAAACUGUUUUAUAGCUCCACAAUGGUUUACAAAGGAUUUACCAACUGAUAUGCAUCUUGAUGGUGAAUUAUUUGGUGGGAGAGGAAAAUUUCAGUCAACCGUGAAAAUUGUUAAAAAUCAGGAAUGUGAUGACUGGAAGAAAGUGAAAUACCAUGUUUUUGAUGCUCCAAACCUGGAGAAAGAACCGUUCGAAAAACGAUAUGAAGCCAUUAAAGAAUAUUUUGAUUCUAAUGAUCUCAAGUACGCUGUACUGUGUGAACAAACAAAAUGUAAAGGUAAAGAUCAUAUAAAAGAAGAAAUGAAGAGAAUUUUAGCUUUAAGUGGUGAAGGUUUAAUGAUCAGACAACCCAAGUCGAAAUAUGACAGAUCAAGAUCCAAAACACUUUUAAAGAUUAAAAAAUUCCAUGAUGCUGAGGCUAGAGUUGUAGGUUAUAAGCCUGGUACUGGACGAUUUCAUAAUGCUACAGGUGCCUUAUUGGUAGAAAUGGCCAAUGGAAAACAGUUUUAUGUUGGCUCUGGGUUAACUGAUGCAGAUCGAAGAAAACCACCUAAAAAAGGAACAAUAAUAACAUAUAAAUUUCAGGAAUAUACAAACUCUGGUACUCCUCGAUUUCCGUCUUAUAUAGGUAUCAGAAUUGAUAUGACAGAACCAAAAGAUGUGAUUCUUCCCCCUAAACCAACAGACUAAAUACUAAAUACCAUUAUUCAACUUUUAUUCAGGUUAACUCUUUGCAAUGUCCCUCCAUCAUUUGUUAGCUCAUCGGAAAUAUGCAGUCAUUCAUUUUGUAUGCAAAUUAUAUUGCCUUGUUAAGAAUUUAAUAUGACAGACUUUUUAAAUUUUAUUUCUUUUUAUAGAAACUAUGUUGAUCAUAAUUUAAUUGUAUUAUAAUAGAAUUGUUGAGAUGUGAAAUGCCAAAUCAUUUAUUAGUGUAAUUCAUUGUGGAUUUUGUACAUUUAUUGUGCUGUGAGUAUUAUAUUUGUACUAGACUAUAUUUAUUAUUGUCCUUUAUAUUGUGAGAUAUAUUAGAUAUAUUGUUAUAGUUUAAAUAUAUUGUGAUAUAUUUUAGAUAUAUUAUUAUGGUGGCUGAAAGCGUCCAUUUAGAUUGGCUGGUUUCUAGAUACAACGCAAGAGUCGCCGUUAAGCCAGUACGACGAAAAAGUCGCCGAAAAAAAUCGGCGCCUUUUUCGGCGACUUGCUUAACGGCGACUCUCGCCUCGGAAGUUUAUAGUUAGUUACAUGCGCAAUGGCUACAUUUUACGCACACAGAUCACCAAAUAGGGCGAAAGUUAUUUUUAGUCUUUCUCUCCCUUCCCCUUUCCCCCUUUUGCAUGGCGAUUUUUGGUGUAGAAUCGAAGAAAGGGGUUUGAUAAUACAUUUUCUGCCAGGUUUUGGUGAAUAUUCAUGAUUUUGAGAGGUCGGUUAGGUUGAAAUGUAGGGCCGAAAAUUGCAUGUUUACUUGUCCCUACUUCCAGCUUGUGUAUUUCAAGUUUUUCAUGGUAAACCUCAUACAUGCUUUUGUGCAAGAGUUUGCCACAUGUUGCUCCAUCUGUGGCAGAAAGUAGGCUAGCCUACAAGUCCUAACUCAUCCAAAAGCUCCUCCAUUUAUAUACAAGAAGUAAAAUGUAGCCAUUGCGCAUGUAACUAACUAUAAACUUCUGAGGCGAGAGUCGCCGUUAAGUAAGUCGCCGAAAAAGGCGCCAAUUUUUUCGGCGACUUUUUCGGCGCGUGGCUUAAUGGCGACUCUUGCGUUGUAUCUAGAAACACGCCGAUUUAAAUGGACGCUUUCAGCCACCAUAUAUUAUUGUAUAACACAUGCAUAUAUUAAAUAUGAUUUAUUGCACAUAAAUAGAAAUUUGAUUUAGAAUAGUAUACCAAAGAUUGAAUAAAAUUUAGUUUUUAGAUAUAAUAUUGUUUAUACAUUCAUAAUAUAAAAUGUAUAUGAUUUAUUGCACAUUUUUAAAGAUAUGAUUCAAGAGAAAUAUGAUAGAAUUGAAACCAAACCAAGAAUUGAAUAAAAUAAUAUGAUUUUUUUUUGUAAAUUCUCUGGAAACGUGCAUGUAUAUUAAUAUGUCAUCUUCGAUUGGCAUUUAGUAAUUGAACAUAUUAACACAAGGUACAAUUACUGAGCAAGCAAUGUUUCCACGAGGAUACUUUGGUCUUUAUCAAGCAAAUGAUGUAUCCAUAAAAUUGUACCUUGUGUUAUAUUAAUAUGGAUAAACACAAUUUAAAAUUGAAAUGUUUUUAUAUAGAAAAUAAAGUUACUGAUCAUAGUUUGCAUUUUUAAGACAAUAUCUAAUCUUUCAUUGCUUAAUCUACACUAAAAUAUAUAUGUACCUUGAAGUCAUAUUAAUAAAUGUAAUUAUCUAGGAUAGAAGAAAGACUCAUAUUGAUUGCAAUGCGUAAUAUGACUUGUAUCAUUAUUUAACACCUUUUUUUUAAUAACAUUAGUAAUAGUAUAAUUUAUACUAGGCCAAACAAAUUUAAUUUUCAGGGUCUUGAUAAAUAACCACUUGAAUCACCUGGGGUUUUUUUUGGGGGG
This is a messenger RNA of Patella vulgata (common limpet), 3548 nucleotides long. RefSeq lists its product as uncharacterized. The record is from RefSeq and is a predicted model, not a curated record. Gene Ontology annotation, biological process: DNA repair; DNA recombination. Bases 152 to 1696 code for a protein of 514 amino acids. The transcript has 14 exons. Gene Ontology annotation, molecular function: ATP binding; DNA ligase (ATP) activity; zinc ion binding. NCBI's taxonomy places the organism in Eukaryota, Metazoa, Mollusca, Gastropoda, Patellidae.